AUGAGCCCUUCUGUGUUUAUGUUGAUUGGCAUGCAAUGUCUGAAGAAGUUGCGCGAUGACCCGGACCUACUUCUGCAAUCAGUGGACCAAAUUCAGUUCCGUAAAAGCAACACAGAAAUUAAGGUCGUAAUUGACCCAGAGUACACGAAGUACCCCGGUGCCACAGAAACGGUAACGCGGGAGCGUUUGAUGGAGCAGGUGUUGUCCCGGCUGGCAGCAUUUGUGUCCGAAGACCAGGAGUACCCCGCAGAGGUAACGACUCUUUGGAAACGUCACGCCACGAACACGCGUCACGCCACGAACACGGUGGCUACCAUGGACUUGCUUGGUUUGGGAGAGGAGCCGAAAACGUUGGACGCGAUGGAGAGGGAACUUCGGGCCGCCUAUGAGAAGCUGACUCCUAAACCUGGCAAGCAUUGGCAAGGCGUUUGCCGACCGCUAUUGGGCCUGAACGAGAAGCACGAGAAGCAUGCCGACUCAACGGUCUGA
Molecule: messenger RNA, 489 nt
Organism: Gregarina niphandrodes
Lineage: Eukaryota; Apicomplexa; Conoidasida; Eugregarinorida; Gregarinidae
Exons: 1
Coding region: 1-489 (162 amino acids)
Source: RefSeq, a predicted model, not a curated record